AUAUAAAUAACGUCAAAAACGGAGUUCGUAUGAGCGAGUUACAAAUUAUAGUAGUAUAUUUACGUAUUAAAAUAAAGUAUAAAUCAUGUAUACGUACACAUAUAUAUACAUAUGUAUAUAUCAUUAGAAAGGUAUCGACGAUGCGGUUAUUAUAAAACUAAUGUUGAGUUCUUUCGACAUUAGUUUAGUACAAAGAUCAUUAAAUCCAUUUAAAAUAGUAUUAUAGAGGGGUGUUUAGUUGUUUAUAUAACUAAAAGGUCAUUAAGUAAUUAUGGAGGGUAGUUUUUGAAAAUUCAAUUAGUAUAAAUAAGAGCCUUGGGCUCUCAUAUUUCUUGCACCAUUCUCUUGAUUCAAGAGUCUUUCUCUCCUUAUCCCCCGAGCAUUUCGGUCCCUCGUGAUUCGACUUCUCUUUCUGUAGUUUUAGUAUAGUAAGGUGAGCGCUGAAGCGCUGCACGAAUCUUUCUUAGAAAGAUUCAGCGACGAAGUUCUGCCCCUGCAGAGCCCGACUCCUAGCUAAAAUCCCCUUGAAAGUGUUGAUAUGAAGUCACAAUACACUGAGAGAUUUAAAGAGAUGUAGAUCACUAGUGUAAAUAAUUGUAAGUUCUGUUUAUGCUUAUGUUUCUGUAUUAACGAUGACAUCCCAAACGUUUUAAAAUGAAAUAAAUACGUUUCAUCGAAAAUGUUUUAAUAACGUAUUUACCAUGUUUUUCUGGGAAUAAAUUCCGCAACAUUUUUAUAAAAUGAAGUACUCUGAUUUUUAUAAAGCAUAAACAAAAUCGGUCUUUUCUGGCCGUGAAAAUGGGGAUGUCACAGUUGGUAUCAGAGCAUUACUUUAAGCGAACUAGGAAUAUGGAUUUAUUUCUAGACUUAAACUUAGAAUGCUAAGCGAUGAUUGUGAGGUGUGAGCACUAGCUUAUUUUAGGAAUUGUGCCUAAAAUGCUUUUAUGUGCUAAAUACUUGUGCCUGAUAUGCUGUUAGUUGUUCGGAUCUAUGGUUUGUUGCCGACCGGAUCUGGAAACCUUAUGUGUUUAGGAUUCUAAACGUACGACUACGAUAUUAGAACUAGCAUAUAAACGUUUCGGAGUGAUAAGGAUGAUUUAACCGUCAAUCCUAAGUAAAGAUCUGGAUUCACCUUAUUCGGUGUAUAGAUCAAGAUGGCAAGAACCCGUAGUGGAAACGUGAAUGCAAAUGGGAACGGACACCAACCCCCCGUGAUCGAGCAAAUACCAGUUGUGGAAGCCGCUGCCGGACCAAUAACGAUGGCCGGAGUGCAAGCGUUGAUCCAGGCAAUGUUGGAUCGUCAAAUGGAGGAAACUAGACGUUUGCUCCAGCAAAAUCGUGAGGAGGCCACUAUUCAGAUCGAACAGCCCGAGUUGAACGAAGGGCAGACUGAGGAAGGAAACUACAGUGGGACUGUUGGUCAAGUCAACCCACCAAUAGUUCGACAAAACAACCAAGAUGACAAAGUCGAGAGGAAUGGAUGCAAGUACAAGGAUUUUCUGACUUGCAAGCCAUCGACUUUCACUGGAAAGGAGGAUCCGAUCGGGGUCAUGGAUUGGAUCUCGGAGAUGGAGUUAGCCUUCAUGACAUGCGGUUGCAGAGGGAAGCUACAGACCACAUUUGCAGUGCGUCAGUUUCGAGGAAGUGUUGUACGUUGGUGGAAUACCUUGGGGAAGACUUUGAGCCCUAAUGAGCCCCUGCAACUGACAUGGGCAGAAUUUUUGGUGCAAUUCAAACGAAAGUACUGCUCAGCUCAAAACCUGCUUGAGCUAGAGAACCAGUUUCUAACCCUGAAGAAGGGAAGCAUGUCAAUCGAUGAAUACACGAACAACUUCACAGAAAAGAUGGAGUUUGCCUUGCGUCUUGUUCCGGAUGAGCUGACGAAAAUUGACAAGUACGUCAUAAUUUGA
This is a messenger RNA of Lactuca sativa (garden lettuce), 1910 nucleotides long. NCBI's taxonomy places the organism in Eukaryota, Viridiplantae, Streptophyta, Magnoliopsida, Asterales, Asteraceae. The record is from RefSeq and is a predicted model, not a curated record.